AUGAUAUCCCCCCACCUCCCCCUCCGGCUCCGCCACCUCCGCCGCCUUCUCUCCACCGCGCCCUUGUCCUCUCUCCCCUCCGCAUACUACUCGCACCCCUGCUCCCCGCCGCUGAACCGCACUAGAACCCCGCCCCCGCGGCCCCAUCUCCCAGACACCCCGGCGCGGCGGUUCUCCUCGCCCGGGCACGUCCUCCUCCCCACCAACCUCCAGGAGCAGCACGUCGCGUCUCUCUCGGACAGGAUCUACGACGCGGUGUCGGAGACAGAGGAUGGCUCCAACGAGGGCACGGAGGCGGCCCUCGACGCGCUGGGCGCCUCCCUGACCACCCCGCUCGUGGCCGACGUCAUGCACCGCCUCCGCUACGAGGAGAAGCUGGCCUUCCGCUUCUUCGCCUGGGCCUCCCAGCAAGACAGCUACGAGCACGAGCAGCGGACCUACAACGACAUGAUCGACAUCCUCUCCGGCACGCGCUACAAGUCCCGCCAGUUCGGCGUGCUCUGCGACGUGCUCGACCACAUGAAGCGCCACGGCACCAGGUCGGUCCCGGUCGAGGACCUGCUGGCCAUCCUGCGCGCGUACACGGAGAAGCACCUCGCCAGCCUCAGGAAGCUGGCCAAGAAGCGCCGGGCGCGGAUGCGCACGCCGCCGGAGACCGACGCGCUCAACAUCCUGCUCGACUCCUUCUGCAAGUGCGGGAUGGUCAGGGAGGCGGAGACGGUGUUUGGCCGCGUGAAGAGGAAGCUGCAGGGGAACGCUGAGACGUACAGCAUCCUCUUCUUUGGGUGGUGCCGCGCGAGGGACCCCAAGAAGGCCAUGAAGGUGCUCGAGGAAAUGAUCCAGAUGCAGCACACCCCGGAGAACUUCACCUACAUUGCUGCCAUCGACUCGUUCUGCAGCGCUGGCUUGGUCUCGGAGGCAAGGGAGCUGUUUGAGUUCAUGAGGACCGAGGGGUCGAAGAUUUCGUCCCCCACUGCUAAGGCGUACUCUAUUAUGAUUGUGGCGCUAGCAAAGGCUGAUCAGAUGGAUGAGUGCUUUGAGCUGAUUUCAGAUAUGACGAAGCGUGGCUGCAUGCCUGAUGUAUCGACCUUUAAAGACUUGAUUGAAGGCAUGUGUUUGGUGGGCAAACUCGAUGCUGCAUACUGUGUCUUGGAGGAGAUGGGGAAGGCUGGGUUUCCUCCUGACAUUGUCACUUACAACUGCUUUCUUGAGGUGCUUUGUAGUCUUCAAAAGGCCGAUGACGCGCUCAAACUCUGCGACAGGAUGAUACAAGCAUGCUGUGAGCCCAGCGUUCAUACUUACAAUAUGCUGAUGAUGAUGUUCUUCGCGAUGAGAGAGCCACAUAGGGCGCUUGAUAUUUGGAUUGAGAUGGACAAAAGAGGAUGCCGACGUGCUGUUGAUACCUAUGAAAUAAUGAUUGAUGGGCUGUUUGACUGUGGAAGAGCAGAAGAUGCAACCGCUCUUCUAGAUGAAGUAAUAAACCAUGACAUGAAACUGUCCUACAAGAAGUUUGAUGCUAUCAUGCUGCAAUUAUCAGCUGUUGGCAACCUUGGCGCAAUACAUCGGCUUUCGGAGCAUAUGAGAAAAUUUUACAAUGUUGCAAUGUCAAGACGUUUUUCCAUCACACAAAAGAAGAAGAGCAUUGGUAUUAGAAGGAGAUGAGUUCUGCAGGAUU
Lolium rigidum is the source of this 1675-nucleotide messenger RNA. RefSeq names its product pentatricopeptide repeat-containing protein At1g73400, mitochondrial-like. NCBI's taxonomy places the organism in Eukaryota, Viridiplantae, Streptophyta, Magnoliopsida, Poales, Poaceae. Bases 1 to 1662 code for a protein of 553 amino acids. The record is from RefSeq and is a predicted model, not a curated record. The transcript has a single exon. Gene Ontology annotation, molecular function: protein binding.